Medicago truncatula (barrel medic) is the source of this 541-nucleotide messenger RNA. RefSeq names its product defensin-like protein 1. Gene Ontology annotation, biological process: defense response. The transcript is spliced from 2 exons. Lineage: Eukaryota; Viridiplantae; Streptophyta; Magnoliopsida; Fabales; Fabaceae. The record is from RefSeq and is a predicted model, not a curated record. The coding region runs from base 64 to 288 and encodes 74 amino acids.
UAUUUAUACAAUUCACUUUUCUGAUUAAACCACUACCACACUCACACUCUAUUGAUUUUGGUCAUGGAGAGGAAAACACUCGGCAUUUUGUUCAUGCUCUUCCUUGUCUUAGCCGCUGAUGUUGCGGUGAAGACAGCAGAGGGUCGAAGGUGUGAAUCUCAGAGUCACAAGUUUAAGGGACCAUGUGUGAGUGACAGCAACUGUGGAUCGGUAUGCAGGGGUGAAGGUUUCAUUGGUGGUGAUUGUCGGGGUGUCCGUCACCGCUGCUUUUGCACCAGAAAUUGUUGAAACAACGUACGCCCACCAUGCUUCUAAUGAAUAAAUAGCUCUAACUCAUGAUAGAUACAUGGGCUAGCUUAGCUAGUGUUAUGCAACGAUCAUGUCUAUGAUCUUUCAUCUCGUUCUUAUUAUAUAUCGUAAUAAUCAUCAUAUAGUGUACCAAGUAUAUCUCCAUUUCUACUAAUAGAGCUUUCAAAAUGUGCCAUGCUGGUCCGAAAUGCUUAACUCAAUUGACAAAUGUGGUCAUUAUUAGAUUUGGACA